AAAAUUACUAGAAAGACAAUUAUACCUCUAUGUACCUUUCUAGAUCCGCCUCUAUUAAUGUUCUUUUCAAAUUAAGCCAAAUUUUGUUAGGCUCAUGACAACCACAAUCAAAUAAACUCCAUAUCACCAAUCCACCUCAAUUCACAACCAAACCACACAACCUAUACAAUCCAAUCAUGCAAUCACUUCACAUGAACAUCAUGAACUAUAAGAUAUGAACUUAUUGAACAUUUGAACUACAUAUAGUCCUCCACUCCUCCCUACGUGACAAUAUUUUUUUAUUUUGUUUUUUUAUUGAAAACACAAAACCCAAGAAAACACAAAAAGAAAAGUCACACUUUCACACUUUAUUACUUGACUCUCCCCACACACACUCCCCUCUCUUUUGACUUCCUCAUCAUCCACUCUCAUUUCCCUCCACAAUCACCCCCUUCUUUCAAACCAAACCACUCUCAAUUCUCAAACAUCCAAACACACAAACUAAACCCACUAUGAACCACCCCACCAAACCACCACACCACCCACCAUACCGCCACCCACCACCACCACACCAUCCACCACACCACCACCCACCACCACCACACCGCCGCCCACCAAAACCCCCCAAACCCAACCGAACCACCCUAGCCUCCUGCAUUGUAGCCACCAUCUUCCUCCUCUUCCUCAUCAUCAUCGUCUUCAUCGUUUACUUCUCCCUCUUCAAACCCAAAGACCCCACCAUCUCCGUCACCGCCAUCCAACUCCCUUCCUUCACUCUCUCCUCCAACGCUUCCGCCGUCAGCUUCACCUUCUCCCUCUACGCCGCCGUCAAAAACACCAACCACGCCGUCUUCUCCCACUUCGACAACUCCCUUCAACUCCUCUACGCCGGUAAUCAAAUCGGGUUCAUGUUCAUUCCCGCCGGAAAAAUCUCCGCCGGUAAUACGGAGUACAUUGCUGCAACGUUCUCCGUUCAGGCUUUUCCGAUCUCGAGAACGGGACCGGCGACGGCGCCGGAAGGGAAUAUUCCGGCGAUGGUGGGGAAUAUUCCGGUGACGGAUGGGAUAGAGAGAGUGAAGCCUACAAUGGAGCUUGAAAUGAGGUUGGAAAUGGUGGGAAGAGUGAGAGUUUUGUGGGUUAUUAGUCAUCAUGUUGAAAUUGGUUGUGAUUGUCGAAUUUCUGUUGCUGUUUCUGAUGGAUCUGUGCUUGGUUUCCAUUGUUAGAAGGGAAUUCUUGCUAACUUUACUGGGUUUUUUUUAGAAGGAAUGUUUUUUGGGAUUUGUGUUUUUUUUUUGGAAGGAAUUUUUAAUGGCGGAUUAGUUUAUUAGUUUGCUGUAAUUGUACAAAGUUUAACUUACUCCAUUGUAGAAUAUUGAAUUGGUUUUCAGUUUAAAUUUCACUAAUGUGGGAAAUGUUUUGCUCUUCUGUUCCUUGCUUAGCAUUGUUAUAAUCGAAGUACCCAACGACAACUAGUUUAGUUGGCUAAAAUCUCAACGUAUCUUAUUUGUUAUCAACAGCCGGUACGUGAUAGAAAUUUAUGUGUGUUUCAGCUUAUCAUACUCAUGAAUCUAACAUGAUACUCCUAAGAAGUUUACAAUGUAUUGGAAGAUAGGGAGCAUUACUACCUCACUAAUGGAGCUCGUAGUUUAAGGAAAUUUAGUUUCCAUUCAUCUUUUAGUA
This is a messenger RNA of Chenopodium quinoa (quinoa), 1659 nucleotides long. RefSeq lists its product as uncharacterized. The transcript has a single exon. NCBI's taxonomy places the organism in Eukaryota, Viridiplantae, Streptophyta, Magnoliopsida, Caryophyllales, Amaranthaceae. Bases 492 to 1202 code for a protein of 236 amino acids. The record is from RefSeq and is a predicted model, not a curated record.